CGCGAACCGGGAGUUGCCGCCGGUGGGGGGGGUGGGGAGAGACCCGUCGCAGCAGCCGGCCGUGGGGGGCUUCGAUCGGUGGUCGUGAUGACGUCGUCCUCAGCGGCGGCGGCGGCGGCGCUGCUGGGCAACCGCGCGCGCCGCCACAAGUGGGCCAUCGAGCUGGCGCUCAGCAACAGCGGCAGGGGACGUGAGCGACAGGGUGCACAAGGAGAGCCAGUUUACCCUGUUGGCUACUCAGAGAGGCAGCUGCCAGACACCAGUGUGCAGGAGACGGACCGGAUCCUCGUUGAGAAGCGGUGCUGGGAUGUAGCCCUGGGGCCUCUGAAGCAGGUACCCAUGAACCUGUUCAUCAUGUACAUGGCAGGCAACACCAUCUCCAUCUUUCCCAUCAUGAUGGUGUGCAUGAUGGCCUGGAGGCCCAUCCAGGCCCUGAUGUCCAUCUCUGCCACUUUCAAGCUUUUGGAGAGUUCGAGCCAGCAGUGGCUACAGGGGCUGGUGUACCUCAUCGGCAACUUGGUGGGGCUGGCUCUGGCUGUAUACAAGUGCCAGUCGAUGGGCCUGCUCCCCACCCAUGCCUCCGACUGGCUGGCCUUCAUUGAACCCCCUCAGAGAGUGGAAUACGCAGGAGGGGGGUUGAUCCUGUGACCGAUGUCACUCCUGCUUACCUACCCAAGCCUUUUGGAUACUGCCACAGACCUGGGACCUGUGGGGUCGAGGCCAUACACCCCUCACCAAUCCCCCACAGUAGGGCUGUGAAGGCCCAGCGGAGGAGAGAUUCUGUGAACGGGGUCCUGUCAGCUGUCUCCUGGGAAUCCGGACCGGGAGUCUUCCUGCUGGGGCUGAACUGGAACAAGAGUGGGGUUAGAUGAAUAUCCUCACACUCUCAACCCCUUGGACCUGUUCCAUUCUUUCCUUGUUUGCUAGGUUCACUCAUGUUUACUCCCAUUUAUUUUUUUCUUUCAUUUGCUCAGUUCUUUUUUCCUUCUUGUUCUGAUCCCUUCAUUUGCUCCGUUCACUCUCCUUAACUCUUGUUCUGUUAGCCCUCCAGUUGCUUGCAUUCUCUCUUACUCCCUCUUUUUCUGUACUUUGCUCUGAUGUUCUCUCGCCUCACCCUCGGAGUCAGAGGAGACUGCCCUCUCUUGCUCAGCAGCCCCUGCAGGUAGCGGAUCGUGCCCGUGGCCCAGGAAGGCUUCAUCGUCAGAUCUCACCUUGAGUCGGACUCUGACUGAGUGAAUGUUUGCACUUGUGAAGUCUCCAUGUGAAAUAAAGAGCUUGAUCUGA
Messenger RNA from Hypanus sabinus (Atlantic stingray), 1284 nucleotides. Its product is annotated as ER membrane protein complex subunit 4-like. Gene Ontology annotation, biological process: protein folding in endoplasmic reticulum. Gene Ontology annotation, cellular component: EMC complex. The transcript is spliced from 5 exons. The record is from RefSeq and is a predicted model, not a curated record. Lineage: Eukaryota; Metazoa; Chordata; Chondrichthyes; Myliobatiformes; Dasyatidae. The coding region runs from base 88 to 648 and encodes 186 amino acids.